Saxophila tyrrhenica is the source of this 387-nucleotide messenger RNA. RefSeq lists its product as uncharacterized. The record is from RefSeq and is a predicted model, not a curated record. Bases 1 to 387 code for a protein of 128 amino acids. Lineage: Eukaryota; Fungi; Ascomycota; Dothideomycetes; Mycosphaerellales; Extremaceae. The transcript is spliced from 2 exons.
AUGACGUCAUCCGCAGUAACCAAGAAGCCUGAACAGGACGUCGGGUCAGCUGGCAAUCAGGAAGUGGUCGAGAGCAAGGAACAUCAACAGAGUGCCAGCGCCAGCGUACGCAGCUUGCAUUGCUCGCAACCCUUUCAGUCUUUUGAACACAGUGCUUACUCUCAGCAGGCAGGCCUCAACUUGAACGUCUUCGGCGCGCUAUCUGGCGCAUUCUCGAGCAAGUCGACGAAGGAGACCGAAGCGGACGGCAGCUCCAAGGAAGUACGGCAGGAGCAGGUUUCGGGCUCAGGUGCUGGAGCUGGGAACCUCAACGCGAAUGCUGCCGCGAGUGCUGAAGAUAAAGGGCGCCAAAUGCGCGCGGCCAUUCAGGAAAAGAAUGCGAGCUAA